UACACAGUGUUAUAAGGAACAAGGAUCUGUAGAGUAAAAGUAACGUGCUCUCUUAGAAUUUCUCAUUCAUCGUUCAGACGGUCAAGCGAACGAGUCACUAAUAAAUUCAGUGUCUUGAAAAUUCUGUUACGGGAGCUAUAAGAAGUUACCAACCAUAAUUGAUAAGAUGUUCCUCCUUGUCAUAUCAGGGUUUCUUACACUCCUAUUUGUGUUGCAUUACUUUACACGAUAUGGCAGAAUAGGAAAUAUUUCUAAUCGAAUUGCUGGACCGAAAGCAUUUCCCAUAAUAGGAAAUUUAUAUCAUCUUCAAAUUGACAAUGAACAAUUACUAGAAAAACUUUGGAAAAUUAAUAAGGAAUUUUCUCCAAUUAACAGAUUGUGGUCAUUAUUCUUUUCAUUAAUAACUAUAAUUCAUCCGGAAGAUGUCGAGAUACUUUUGAAGAGUACGCAACAUCUAGAAAAAACUAUACCUUACAAAUUUUUACAACCUUGGCUUUCCACUGGAUUAAUAACUGGAGCAGGAGAAAAGUGGCAAAACCGACGAAAAAUUUUAACGCCAACCUUUCACUUUAACAUCCUUAAACAUUUUGUUGUCAGUUUUAACGAAGAGGCACAGUAUCUCGUAACAUUACUGAAAGAAGAAGGAAAAGGAGGAUCAAUUAUCAAAGAUUUACAGGAAUUUUUACCUGUACAUACUUUAAACGCGAUAUGCGAAACGGCUAUGGGAACCUCCUUAAGAGGAACGGGCGAAUUUGAAACUAAAUAUCGCCAUGCCGUUCAUGAUUUCGGCAAAAUAGCGGUCUAUAGAGUAGCAAGACCUUGGUACCAUUCCGAUACAAUAUUUGCAUUAUCGCAACGUGGUAGACAACAAAAGGAAUUGUUGAAAACGCUUCACGGUUUUUCGAAAAAGAUAAUAGCAGAAAGGAUACUAUUUCACGAACAAACUAAGGGGAAAUAUUUACAAAAUGUUGAAGAAAUGGAUGAGAAUCAGAUUUUUUCCGAAGAAACCGACGAAAAAAAUAAAAAUCCAAUAUUCAAGAAAAGACUGGCUAUGCUAGAUCUACUUAUAGCCGCUUCACUGAAUGAUAAUCAAAUAGAUGAAGAAGGAAUACGAGAAGAAGUCGACACUUUUAUGUUCGCGGGUCACGAUACUACGGCAAUGGCGUUAUGUUUUGCUCUGCUUCUUUUUGCAAAACACAAAGAUGUUCAGGAACGUAUAAGAAAUGAAGUGAAUACGGUUAUGCAACAAAGUGAUUGUAAACUAACUAUUCAAAUGCUUCGAGAAUUUUCGUAUUUAGAAAGAUGUCUCAAAGAAUCAUUACGUUUAUAUCCAAGCGUUCAUUUUAUAGCUCGUUAUAUAUCUCAAGAUCUGCAGCUGAAGAAUUUUUUAAUCCCAGCCGGUUCAAUCUGUAACGUAAACAUCUAUAGCUUACAUAGAAAUCCAAAUAUUUGGAAAAAUCCUGAUGUUUUCGAUGCGGAUAGAUUUUUAGCAAAAAAUACAAAAGGACGUAAUCCUUAUUCCUUCAUUCCAUUCAGUGCAGGACCAAGAAACUGCAUCGGGCAGAAAUUCGCAAUGCUUGAACUCAAACUUAUGGUAGCUUACAUAUUGCACAACUUCUAUUUGGAACCUGUUGAUGAACUGGACGAAGUUAAAAUGAUAGGAGAUACUAUAUUAUGCUCAUCAAAACCAAUUCGUGUCGAAUUUAUACCUAUAAAAUAAUAGUACAUCAUCUUUAUCGGAAUUGCAUGCAUCAUUUCGAUGGUGUGAUUUAUAAGGCGAAAUCAUCAUAUAUAUAAUGUUGGAAUACGAAACAUAAUUACAUCUUUUUUCUGCUUAUUUUUAAUCUCUGUAUUUAAUUUCUCUUUUUUUUCUCUUCUCUCAUUCCUUAUUUUGUUCAAUUCUUUCAUAGCUGACACAGUGAUGUAACAUUACUUCUUCAAUGUAUUAUUUAAUCCGAAUAAUAUUGUUUGCUAGA
Molecule: messenger RNA, 1976 nt
Organism: Vespa velutina
Lineage: Eukaryota; Metazoa; Arthropoda; Insecta; Hymenoptera; Vespidae
Product: cytochrome P450 4C1-like
Exons: 13
Coding region: 167-1720 (517 amino acids)
Molecular function (GO): iron ion binding; heme binding; oxidoreductase activity, acting on paired donors, with incorporation or reduction of molecular oxygen
Source: RefSeq, a predicted model, not a curated record